Messenger RNA from Ceutorhynchus assimilis (cabbage seed weevil), 363 nucleotides. Lineage: Eukaryota; Metazoa; Arthropoda; Insecta; Coleoptera; Curculionidae. The record is from the annotation of a GenBank genome assembly.
AUGUUUGAAAAUCAACUAGAAAAAGGCUACUUUAUGUUCUCAAGCGGCUACAUUCUCUUCAAGACCGGAACAGUUUCCCUCUACGCCGCUUCAAUAAACGAUGCAAGCAAAUCCCCAGCAAUUUACCUCAACAACGUUCCAUCCAAAUAUUAUAAUAACGAAAUUAGAAGAUUACUAAUACAAAUCAGUUUCGAUAAUGUAGUUUUGAGCGGUUGUAAAAUGUUUACAAUCACCAGAGGACUUUUGUUAAAUAUUGCUUCUGCAAUAGUGGCCUAUGAACUGUUACUUCUUCAAUUAACUUCUAUGUUAUUAGAGGAUGAUAAAGAAAAUAGAAAUAGAGAAAUUGAUGGUCCACAACUAUAG